CACAGGAAUGAUGACGAUUAUUAUGAUUGCUUUACUGGUGAAUCUCCUCAUAGAGACUUCUGAGUCGUUCACUGUUGUGGUUCCUCGUGAUCAGAUAGUGGCUCAUGUCGGGUCCACAGUCACUCUGCCCUGCUGGAUCUCUCCUCCUGAGAACGCUGAAGUUCUGGAGAUCCGCUGGUACCGUCAUGACCAGUUCAGCAACCCUGUUCUCUUCUAUCAGCAUGGGAAGAUCCAGGACCAGGAGGACUCGUACAGGAACCGAAGCUCACUGACUCUGCGCUCAGAUCAGUCUGUUGGACUGAAGGAUGGAGACGUCUCUCUACGGCUGGAGAAACUCAGGAUUCAGGAUGAAGGUUCAUUUCACUGUUAUGUCAGUGGAGAACGGUCAUAUGACAGCAGUAAAGUGGUUCUCAAAGUCACCGAUCCGCCAGAUUCAUCAGAUUCAUCAGAUCCAUGGAAGGCUCUUUUCUUCACUCUUCUAAUCUGUGCUCUUCUGGGUUUGGCUGGGCUGAUCCUGUACAGAUACAGACAGAAACUAACAGGAAUCUUGUACCAGAACACAUUUCCAGUCGAGGAGACCAUGGUCGGGAUGAUGGGAGGAGCGAAGGGAUUGUCAGGAAGAAAGCCCACAGUGGAGAUGGUGGAGGGAGGAGCCAUGCCGGAAUCCCGGCUGACGACACUAGGGGGACGACCGACAGCGAUAGAGCCAAAGGUAGUGGAGCCCAGAGCGCAAACGGAAGGCCGAGGAAGCAAUGUGACGCUGGGCGGCCGCGACGGAGCCACAGAUGGAACCACAGAUGAAACCACAGAUGAAACCACCCCCCAGGAUGGAACUUAUUUAGUUGUGGGAGACGAAAAUAUAGAAGAACUGAGGAAACAUGCAGUUCAGAUCACUAUUGACCGUGAGCGUUUACAUCCAGGUCUGAGGGUUUCUAAGGACUGUAAAACAGUGAGAGACGCUCCAGGAUAUAAACCCACUAGAGUGGGAUUUCCAUAUGAAUUAUGUGCAUUUGGAGCUCAAACAUUUACAUCUGGACGUCACUAUUGGGAGGUAGAGCUGGUGCGUCCACCUAACCCUCCUAAAGACUACUGGUUAAUUGGUGUGGCGAAACAUGGAAAUUUCAGUGUGAAAGACAGAUCUGCUUUAACUCAAUCAAACGGUUACUGGUUCUUGUGUUCAGACGGUCCUUAUGGCUUUUACACCAGCUCUGAUCCACCAGUUACUCUCUCACUGACGCCGAGACCCGAACGCCUGGGAGUUCUGUUAGAUUAUGAUCUCGGUCAGCUGUCAUUUUACAAUGUCAAAGAGAGGAAACAUCUGCUGACCAUGAGCACCAGAUUCACUGGAUCAGUCGCUCCGCUGUUUAAUCCAGGAGUAGGAGAACAGAGUCCGUUUAAGAUUCUGGAUUGUCCAGAACCUGUAGGAUCAGCUGUAGAGUCCAGUGCACCUUUACUGAGUAACAGCUCAGACGCCUGACUGACCAAUCCAGUGUUUAGACAGAAGGACGCUUG
Rhinichthys klamathensis goyatoka is the source of this 1512-nucleotide messenger RNA. RefSeq lists its product as uncharacterized. The record is from RefSeq and is a predicted model, not a curated record. Gene Ontology annotation, molecular function: protein binding. NCBI's taxonomy places the organism in Eukaryota, Metazoa, Chordata, Actinopteri, Cypriniformes, Leuciscidae. The coding region runs from base 8 to 1477 and encodes 489 amino acids. The transcript has 7 exons.